GAUACUACAGAGGCAUAAGUUCAGUAAGCAGCCGAAUUUCGGAGCAGCUACAUCCGAUAGUACGAAUCAUGGCGUCUAGCCUAAUAAAUCGUAUCGGUUAUGCUCUACAGCGAUUCGAAAUUCUGAUUGAAAAUAUUAUUAGUCGCAGAUUUCCACCAGAAGCAUUAUGCAUCGUUGAAUUAACAAAUUACCCAACCCGGGAUCAAUCAACACCCCCAUCUAAUCCGUUCUCUUUAGAAAAUCUCAUUGGUGAUGGUUUGUUUUGGGCUGUUCCGAAAUCUAGACGAACGGUUGAAAAAAGAUUGAAAAGAAAAUUUGGAGAUCCAAAAUAUCACUGGAAACCAUUGAAACUCAAAACCAAUCUGUUGGUGUGUAAUUCCUGUGGAAACCAUUAUGAAGCUGGUAUCCUUUGCGUCUAUUGUUACACCAAAGUGAAACUGGAGACACAGGAAAUGCAGGAUGCUAUUCAGGCUAGUCUGGAUUUGAGUCCUGUUGAUAAGGACGUUGUUGUUGUGUACGACGGAGAAAAUAGCGAAAAAAUGAAAGAAUAUUGGAAGAACAAGCGCAUUGUUGAGUUGCCCAAGAAGAGGCCGUCCUGGUUUCAGAACAACUUACUUCAGCAGACAACGCAAGAACCCGCGGACAGUAAAGAAGUCGAGCCUACUCAACUGGGGUAGAAUAAAUUUACUGUUGAAGAUUUUUAAUCUAAUUAUCUAUCGAUUUUGUAGUACAUUAUAUUAAGUAUUUGCGCCAGUGGGUCGCUUGUUAAUAAAUCCAGUAAAUAUCCACUUUAA
Athalia rosae (coleseed sawfly) is the source of this 794-nucleotide messenger RNA. RefSeq names its product 39S ribosomal protein L32, mitochondrial (gene mRpL32). Gene Ontology annotation, biological process: translation. The record is from RefSeq and is a predicted model, not a curated record. Gene Ontology annotation, cellular component: mitochondrial large ribosomal subunit. NCBI's taxonomy places the organism in Eukaryota, Metazoa, Arthropoda, Insecta, Hymenoptera, Athaliidae. Gene Ontology annotation, molecular function: structural constituent of ribosome. The transcript is spliced from 4 exons. The coding region runs from base 69 to 677 and encodes 202 amino acids.